Messenger RNA from Lathyrus sativus (Indian pea), 2721 nucleotides. NCBI's taxonomy places the organism in Eukaryota, Viridiplantae, Streptophyta, Magnoliopsida, Fabales, Fabaceae. The record is from the annotation of a GenBank genome assembly.
AUGAUGGCACAAAACUUAACGGGGCAGCUUGUUGGUUCAGAGAUACAUGGCUUCCACACUUUGAGUGAUCUUGAUGUUGGAGAUACCUUGGAGGAAGCUAAAAGCAGAUGGCUUCGACCAAAUGAGAUUCAUGCCAUUCUCAGCAAUUACAAAUAUUUUACUAUCCAUGUCAAGCCAUUGAAUUUGCCCAAAAGCGGUACUGUUGUACUAUUUGACCGCAAGAUGCUUAGGAACUUCCGAAAAGAUGGGCACAACUGGAAAAAGAAAAAUGAUGGGAAAACUGUUAAAGAAGCUCAUGAGCACUUAAAAGUUGGUAAUGAAGAGAGGAUCCACGUAUAUUAUGCACAUGGCCAAGAUUGCCCGAGCUUUGUUCGAAGAUGUUAUUGGCUGCUUGAUAAGAGUCUGGAGCACAUAGUCCUUGUUCAUUACCGUGAGACACAAGAGUCUCAAGGCUCUCCUAUUACACCGGCAAGUUCAUUAGGCUGCGGAUUGACACAGUCUCAAAACUCUCCUUAUACACCGGUAAAUUCAAAUUCGAGCUCUAUUUCUGAUCCAACUACGUCGUGGAUUCCAUCAGAAGACUUAGAUUCUGGAACCAAUAGUGCUUUUACUAAUGGUGGAAGUCUUGAACAGAAGCUCCAUGAGAUCAAUACACUUGAUUGGGAUGACCUAGUGGCUUCUCAUGUUAAUACCACUACUAUACCUAAUGGAGGAGGAAACGAACCACAUUUCUAUCAACAAAAUCAAAUCUUAAUGAAUGGAAGUGUUAUCAAUGUUGCUGGUAGUCCUUCUGCAGAAGAAUGUGUUAACCCUCAGAAGAAUCAUGCGAUCACUUUGGGCUGUGGUGAUAUCAUGGAGGACACUUUAGUCAAUGAAGGCUUGCAAAGUCAGAACAGCUUUGGAGUAUGGAUGAAUAAUGCCAUAUCUGAUAUACCAUGUUCUGCAGAGGCAUCAGCUCUUGAAUCAUCAAUUGCUUCAUCUGGUCAUGAUUCGUUUUCAUCCCUGCCGAUAGACAAUAAUCAGCAACCUUCACUUCCAGAACAAGUGUUUCAUCUCACUGAAGUGGCCCCUGCAUGGGCUUCUUCCACUGAAAAAACAAAGGUCCUGGUAACUGGAUAUUUUCACAAUGAUUAUCAACAGUUUGCGAAGUCCAAUCUAGUGUGCGUCUGUGGCGAAACAAGUGUUCCUGCAGAAAUUGUUCAGGUUGGAGUUUACCGAUGCUGGGUAAUGCCGCAUUCUCCAGGAUUCGUAAAUCUCUAUUUGAGCUUUGAUGGCCAUAAGCCUAUUAGCCAAGUUGUUAACUUUGAGUAUCGUACUCCUAUUUUGCACGACCCUACUUCUUCGAUGGAAGAAACAUACAACUGGAUUGAAUUUCGACUUCAGAUGAGGCUUUCUCAUUUGCUUUUUAGAACGCAAAAGACCAUUGACUUUUUCUCUAGUAAAGUAUCACCUACUGCACUCAAAGAGACCAAAAAAUUCGCCUCCAAAACAAUAUUUAUUUCCAAAAGUUUGCAACACUUUAUGAAGUCGUCCGAGGCAAACACAAGUCCAUUUCCGCAAGCAAAAAAUACCUUUUUCGAAAUUACGUUGAAGAACAAAUUAAGGGAAUGGCUUUUGGAACGAAUUGUACUAGGAUGUAAGACUGCGGAGUAUGAUGCACAAGGGCAAGGUGUGAUUCAUCUGUGUACACUUUUGGGAUAUACUUGGGCUAUUACAUUAUUUUCAUGGUCAGGCUUGUCGCUCGAUUUCCGUGACAAACUUGGAUGGACAGCUCUUCAUUGGGCAGCAUAUAAUGGAAUGGAGAAAAUGGUUGCAACUCUGUUGUCUUGCGGGGCAAGGCCUAACUUGGUGACAGAUCCAACUCCACAAAAUCCCGGUGGCUGUACUGCUGCUGACCUUGCUUACAUGAAUGGAUAUGAUGGUUUAGCCGCUUAUCUUUCGGAAAAGUGUUUGGUUGAGCAGUUCAAUGACAUGAGCUUAGCUGGAAAUAUCAGCGGUUCACUCCAAACCGCCACAACUGAUCCAGUCAAUCCUGAGAACCUUACUGAGGACCAAUUGUACCUAAAGGAUACAUUGGCAGCUUACCGAACAACAGCUGAAGCAGCAGCUCGCAUACAAGCUGCGUUUAGAGAGCACUCGCUGAAAUUGCGUUAUAAGUCGGUUCAAUUUAGCAGCCCGGAGGAGGAAGCUCGCCAAAUAGUAGCAGCAAUGAAGAUUCAACAUGCCUUUCGCAACUUUGAGACCAGGAAAACGAUGGCGGCCGCUGUUCAUAUUCAGCAUAGAUUUCGUACGUGGAAGUUGCGUAAAGAAUUUCUCCACAUGCGACGCCAGGCUAUAAAAAUUCAAGCUGCAUUCAGGGGCUUUCAAGUGCGUAGGCAAUAUCGUAAGAUUUUAUGGUCUGUUGGAAUUCUUGAGAAAGCAAUUCUGCGUUGGCGUUUAAAGAGAAAAGGUUUCCGCGGGCUUGAGGUGAAUCCUGUCGAAGACAUGAUAAAUGAGAAGCAUGAAAGCGAUGUAGAAGAAGACUUCUUUAAGACUGGUAGGAAACAAGCAGAAGAACGUGUUGAGAGGUCCGUGGUACGUGUACAGGCAAUGUUCCGAUCAAAAAAAGCGCAACAAGAGUAUAGCAGGAUGAAGAUGGCCCAUAGUCAAGCAAAGCUGGAACUUGAAUUAGAAGACCUUCUCAAUUCUGAUGUGGACAUGUUAACAACAAAGACAGCAUAG